UUCCUGUCUCUCAACAGACGUGAAAGUAACUUCGGCAAAACUGUUCUGAGUCGUUAUAAGUCCAACGAAAGCCUUGUCAGCCCUCAAGAUAAAACUAGCAAAACUGAGAGCAAAACCAGCACUGUCAGCACUUCAUCAGGUAGCACUGUCCAGGCGCUCUCUAAAAGAUUCGGUGGCAGCCAGGACCAACUGAAUGAAACCAGAACAACAGGAACUAAAACAACUGUGAAAACGGAGCCUAGGAAAAGCUCUACUUCUACAACAACAACGACAAUCAAAGAUGGUGCAAAGAUAACUGAGACAACUGUGACUACUACCAAGCAGGAUGUGGUGAAAUCAUCUACCAAGUCUGAGACACUCACUGAUAAAGACCUGGCAGGUUUAAGCACCAAGAGUUCUGGUAAUUACAAGACUGAAGUCAUUACUAUCAAGUCAUCAAAGGACACUGUUGAUGGACCAACUUCACCUUUGAAGACCACCACAAGUGGCAAAACCUACACCAAAGGGGAUGUUUCACCGACUAAAUCAACAACAUAUUCUGUCCGCUCCACAAAGAGCACUGAGGAUCAACUGUUUGAUACUCUCAUACCAACAUCAAUUAAGUCAGCCAACACUGCCAGCAGUGACUACAAGACUGAAGUGGUUACUGUGAAGACAUCGAAGGCCAUCAGUGAUGUACCAACUUCACCUCUCAAGACCACCACAAGCAUCAAGACCUACACCAAGGAGGAUGUUUCACCCACUAAAACAACAUCUUACAGCACAAAGAGUGACUACAAGACUGAAGUGGUUACCGUGAAGUCUUCAAAGGACAUCGUUAAUGUACCAGCUUCACCUGUCAAGACCACUACAAGCAUCAAGAGCUACACCAAGGAGGAUGUUUCACCGACUCAAACAACAUCUUACAGCACAAAGAGUGACUACAAGACUGAAGUGGUUACCGUGAAGUCUUCAAAGGACAUCGUUAAUGUACCAACUUCACCUGUCAAGACCACCACAAGCAUCAAAACCUACACCAAGGAGGAUGCUUCACCCACUAAAUCAACAACAUAUUCUGUCCGCUCCACAAAGAGCACUGAGGAUCAACUGUUUGAUACUCUCAUACCAACAUCAAUCAAGUCAGCCAACACUGACAGCAGUCGCGAGGAUAUAUCAGUCUCCAAAUCCAUCAGAACCGUGUAUUCUACAAACGAGAGAGAUGAGUGGAGCACAGUCACAAGUCCUUCGUACUCCAGAACAUCAUACUCAGAGAGCAGGCCUGCUGAUUACCUCUCUGACACGCUCACAUCAAAAACCACUACGACUGUGUACACAUCACCCGAAAGGGUAGUAAGUGGGAAGGACAUCUGCACAGUCUGCCAUAAAAACAUGUACACAGAUGAGAAGAUUAUCCUGGAUGACAUGAAUAUCAACUGUCACGCAAGUUGUUUCAAGUGUGGGGUGUGUAAUGCUUCUCUGGGACUCCUGAAGGCAGGAGACAGUUUGUGGGUGUACCGUCGUGCCAUUCACUGUGAGAGCUGCUUUGGUGUCACUAAGGGCAAAUGGCUCCGCUGAAACUACAUUUAGCAAUAAUGAAGU
This is a messenger RNA of Cyprinus carpio (common carp), 1578 nucleotides long. Its product is annotated as mucin-5AC-like. Lineage: Eukaryota; Metazoa; Chordata; Actinopteri; Cypriniformes; Cyprinidae. The record is from RefSeq and is a predicted model, not a curated record. The annotation marks the transcript as partial. Gene Ontology annotation, biological process: epidermis development. The transcript is spliced from 26 exons. Gene Ontology annotation, cellular component: cytoplasm.